CGGGCGGCCUUUAUGGGUUGCCUCGGGGCCGGGCCGAGCCACCGCCUGCGCCGCUCGGGAAGAGGCGGGCCCGGUGCCCCGCACCCCGCAACCAGCCAUGGCCGCACGCGCGGCGCCGUGAGCCGCGGCUGGAGCGUGCCCGGCGCCCGGCAGCGCCGGGAGCCCCGGGCCAUGCGGCUGCUGCCGCCGCUAUGGCUCCUGCUGGCGUUGCUGAGCGGCCGCGGGGAGGCGGCGCCCCCGACAGACCCUCUUGCCCAGCUGCCAGCUCCUCAGAACCUGAAGAUUCGCCUCUACAACGCGCAGCAGGUUCUGAGCUGGGAUCCCGUCCCCCCGCCCGACGACACGGGGCCGGUGGUCUACCAGGUGCAGUACAAAUACACCAGCACCAAAGAGUGGAGUGACGUGGUGGACGAACGCAUCAACUGCUCGCGCGUGGUGGCGCCCCUGUGCAACUUCACGGCCGGCCAGGGCUUCGUGUACUCCUUCAACGUGUCGCUGCGCGUCUGCGCCCGCCAAGGCGCCCGGGCCUCCGCCUGGGUCUCUCCACCCUGGUUCCAGCACUACCGGAACGUUACCAUCGGGCCUCCAGAAAACCUGUCGGUGAAGCCUGGAGGAGGCUCCCUCAUCAUCUCCUUCUCGGACCCCUUCGAAAUAUCCAGCAGCGACAACCGUGUGUUUUUCCGCUAUUUUGUGUGCUACUGGGAGGACUGGGAGGAGGCCACGUGCAAGAAGAACGAAGACGCCUACAAGGAGACCCUCAUCCGGCUGACGGGCCUGCGACCCUGGCGCCGCUACUGCGUGCGCGUGCGCGCCCAGCUGUGGCAGGAGCAGGGGAGCCUCUCGGAGUUGGGCUCCUACAGCGACAUCGCCUGCAGCGAGACGGGCCGCGACGCCUCCACCGAACUGCAGCAGGCCAUCGGCAUCGCCGUGGGCGUCUUCCUGGCGCUGGCCAUCCCGGUGGGGGCCUGCCUCUUCCUCGUCCUGAGAUACAAGGACCUCAUCAAGGCCUGGUUCCACACGCCGCCCCGCAUCCCCUUACAGAUCGAAGAGUACCUCCGGGACCCGGCCCAGCCCUUCCUGGACACUCUGGACAAGGGCAGCGCUUCCACAGACAACACCUGGGAGCGCGUCUCCCUCGUCUCGUUUCCAAGCACCCGGUGAGGAGCUGAUUCGUCCCCCGCAGCACUUUGCACAGAAGCACCCGAGCUGGCCCGCGGGGCUGAGGCGCCUACCAACUUCCACCCGCCCACGCCCUCGGCGGGGGCUGACUACGGGCUGAGGGGGAGGGCGCCGCGCGCUCUCUUCCUCUUUCGAAACCGUCUGAAUCAGGCCCACGUCUAGAAUGCUUCUGCAGAGAGGAGGGGGCCGGAGAGACAGCGCCGCCGUUUAAGGCACCUGCAGUUGACCCCCCCACCCGCCCCCCAAAUCAAGGUCUCAAACACUAAAAGAUAGAGGUCUGUCGUUGUUGAGUGGACCCACAUCGGGGUUGAGCCACAGACGGGAGACUGGACUUCGGGGGCGAGCCUGGGACCCCCCCCUCAGGCAGGUCCGUCCUAGCCAGGAACUCUGGUCACCCCCAGGACUCUGGGUCUUCUGGAUCAACUUGAUCCUGAUCGGUAAAUAUUUUCUCAGUAAUUUAAGUUGCUUUAGUCAAACUAGAAAUAAAAGGUUGUUGACUUUUCUAAAGUCUUCUCUCUC
Molecule: messenger RNA, 1698 nt
Organism: Sorex araneus (European shrew)
Lineage: Eukaryota; Metazoa; Chordata; Mammalia; Eulipotyphla; Soricidae
Gene: IFNGR2
Product: interferon gamma receptor 2
Exons: 7
Coding region: 13-1161 (382 amino acids)
Molecular function (GO): protein binding
Source: RefSeq, a predicted model, not a curated record